Messenger RNA from Puntigrus tetrazona (Sumatra barb), 1760 nucleotides. Its product is annotated as zinc finger B-box domain-containing protein 1-like. Gene Ontology annotation, cellular component: motile cilium. NCBI's taxonomy places the organism in Eukaryota, Metazoa, Chordata, Actinopteri, Cypriniformes, Cyprinidae. Gene Ontology annotation, molecular function: zinc ion binding. Gene Ontology annotation, biological process: cilium movement. The record is from RefSeq and is a predicted model, not a curated record.
GUUUCCACGAGCGGUAGUUCAGGAGACCGGUGUUGAUGACACUUCAGUGGAAAUUACACUCUGUGAAGCUUACAGUCUGAUCAGAGAGCACCAUGAAUUUAAACAACUUUGUGGUACUUCCCAGCAAGCCCAAGUCAAUGAAGUUAAAUGUCAGGAAUCUCCGGGAACUGCGUAUGGAAACAGUGCAGCUGGAUCAACAUGCCAAGGAGAUGGAGAGCAGACUGGAGGAGCUCAGACAGCGUAUGAACCGGGAGAAAGAGGAGAGGGAGAAGACGGGAGCUUCUCUUUGGCGUUCAGCACAGCCCGGGAUUCAGAGUGUCAGGUUGAACAAGGAGAACGCUCCUCACAGACUCUCUCCGGGCAAGAUGAAGAUUAGAGUGCUGAAGGAUGAGCCUGUGCCAGCAGUACAGAAGCAGGUAAUAGUGGAACCAGCCACCAAGGUACAGAGCACUAACAAGAAGCUCAACCUGAGGGGAAAAGUCUGUGGACAGUGUGAAGUUCAGCCGGCCGGACUGAUGUGUGCGGAAUGCGGAGAGGAUUAUUGUGUUGGCUGCUUUGUCAGGUUCCACCAGAAGGGGGCACUGAAGCGCCAUCGUACGGUUCCUGUACAGGCAGAGCUCCAGACCCCUGUCAGCACUCGGGAUGUGUUGGGCUGCCUCCAGCGGCAGGUAAGCGGCGAGGAGAAUCAACAUACACGAGGUGCAUCCCGCAAAUCCGCCGAUGAAAGUGAAGCCACAGAGAGAAGAUCAGCUCCCAGGAGCCUUCAGCCCAUGUCUGAUAACCAAAUGCAGCACACGCAGCCUCAGGUGUUGUUCGUGAAUGACGUUGUUGACGUGGAGGAUGAGGAGGCUGCUGAGGAAGAGGACAGCUCUCUGCUGAGAGGAGGCUUUGAUGAAGAGGAGUCAGCCAGGUCCUUCCAGGAGGCUCUGAAAGAGUGGAGAGAGAGAGGACAGAGACCAGUGUCUGUGAUGGAAACACAAACAGAGAAAGGAUCCCAGCAGCUGCUUCAUGUGGAGUUCAAGGAGGACACUUUGAGCUACAUGGAGAAACUCCUCCUAAAAAAACACCGCAGAGGACAAAUUGAAGAAUUUCAGCCCCGGUCUGUCGUCCAACACCGUCCAGAGCCACUCACACCUCCACCCACAGAGAUAGAUGAACUGAGCCGAAAAGUGACAGCGGAGCGGAUGGAGUUGCAUAAAUACUUUGCCUCUCUCUUCUCGAUCGCUCCCGCUGAGGAUGCCGGGAAAGCGGACAGCCCUGCAGAAUCCUGUUUAAGCAUCGCAGAGUUAGAUGAGAUGGUUGAAGAUCCCACAAUCUACAGAUCCUCUGGAGUCAAGCAGGGAAAUGAGAGCAAAAUGUUUGCAGCUGUUGGAAAGGAAGGAGAUUUAGGAUAUUCGGUUUUGCCUUCUAUACCGCUCUUCUCAGAGGUGACCAAAGGAUCCGUGAGUGAAUGUGAUUCUGAAGUAAAUAUCACAUCUUCUCCUGAGAUGUGGCCGCUGUCUCAAGAGCCUGAACAAUCUUCGUCAUCAUUGCCAAGAUCAGAAAGCUUUUUCCACUUGAGACGAGGCUUCGGAGAUCACAGCACCUGUCGACUACCUCAGAAUCCUCUCUGUCAAAUUCACGAACAGGAGGCCAGAAAGUGGAACUCUGUGACUCUCCAAAACCAAGCCCAUGGACAAGAUCUUCUGCAGCACGGGAGCAGGAGCAAUCCUCAGAGCUUCUGCCAACAUCAUCUCCUUCACUUCCAAAAACCAAAUUAA